Penaeus chinensis is the source of this 2545-nucleotide messenger RNA. RefSeq names its product D-2-hydroxyglutarate dehydrogenase, mitochondrial-like (gene D2hgdh). The coding region runs from base 209 to 1786 and encodes 525 amino acids. The record is from RefSeq and is a predicted model, not a curated record. Gene Ontology annotation, molecular function: catalytic activity; FAD binding. Gene Ontology annotation, cellular component: mitochondrion. The transcript has 9 exons. Lineage: Eukaryota; Metazoa; Arthropoda; Malacostraca; Decapoda; Penaeidae.
UAACCGGAAUCGAACAGCGCUCGACCUUAUGGGGGGGAGAGCGACGAAGAGAUUUCGCUGAAAAUUGAAUUUAUUUAUACGCACUUAUUAAACUGAUAAAGUCAAGGUCACGUCUCGGAUUAUGUAAUGCAUUCUCGUAGGCCUUCGUAGAGACAGAGAUCGAGACUUGUAUCCCGUAGCCACUACUAAGGGUACUAAAAGCGAGAUAAUGGCAGCGAGAAUAGCGAGAUUUGGAUCAUCAAGCCUCAGACCUUUGACAAGGGCUGUGUCUGUCCUGGGCCCCAAAGUAUGCAGUGGAAAGAAACAACUUCACACAGCACCUGUUGCAUGCUUCCCAAAGUGUGAAUUAACAUCAAAAAGGUAUCCAGUUGAAAGAGGUCCAUUUUCCCAAAUAACACCUGAAGAUAUCCAGUUCUUCACUGAGCUUCUUAGUCCACAUAGAAUCAUAACAGAGGAAUCAGAACUGGAGGGCCAUAACACUGACUGGCUAGGAAUGGUACGUGGAGCCUCCUCUGUUCUUCUGAAGCCUAAGACCACGGAGGAAGUAUCAGCCAUUCUUAGAUACUGUAAUCAACAUAAACUUGCAGUCUGCCCUCAAGGUGGGAACACAGGCCUAGUAGGAGGAAGUGUACCUGUUUUUGACGAAGUGAUCAUCUCCACAGCCUUAAUGAACCAAGUGGAAAGUGUAGACAGCUGGUCUGGUGUUGUAGUGUGCCAGUCUGGGUGUGUGCUGGAGGCUUUAGACCAGCAUGUAGCAGAGCAUGGUUUGAUGGUUCCUCUUGACCUGGGUGCUAAAGGGAGUUGCCAUAUCGGUGGGAAUGUUUCCACUAAUGCUGGUGGUCUCCGGUUGCUGCGAUAUGGAAGCCUUCAUGGAUCUGUCCUGGGAGUGGAAGCAGUGCUGGCCUCAGGAGAAAUCAUCAAUUGCUUGUCCACCAUGAAGAAAGACAACACAGGAUAUGACCUCAAACAUCUUUUUAUUGGUUCUGAAGGAACAUUAGGAAUAGUUACCAAGCUUGCCAUCAAUUGUCCUCCGAGACCUGCAGCUGUGAAUCUAGCUUUCCUAGGCCUCCAGAGUUUUGAUGAUGUUCUCCAAACAUUCAGAGAUGCAAAGUCAAAGCUGGGAGAGAUAUUAAGUUCCUGUGAGUUCAUUGACAGAAGUUCUCUGGAGUGUGUGGAAGAGAACUUAAAGUUGAAGUCACCCAUUGAGCCACAUCCUUAUUAUAUGCUCAUUGAAACAUCAGGUUCUAAUGGGGACCAUGAUGAAGAAAAGCUGAACACAUUUUUGGAGUAUGUAAUGAGCUCCGGCCAGGUGACGGAUGGCACUGUGGCAACUGAACCUUCAAGAAUUCAGCACAUUUGGAGUCUUAGAGAAAGAAUAGCUGAAUCCCUGAUUGCUGAUGGUUACACAUAUAAGUCAGUUGUUGUAUACGAUAUUUCUAUCCCCUUACCGCACUUCUAUAAGAUGGUAGAAGACAUGAGGGAACAUCUGGGCUCCAGCAUUAUUCGUUGUUGUGGAUAUGGACACAUAGGUGAUGGAAACCUUCACCUAAAUAUUACCAGCAAAGAAUAUGAAAAGGAGAUCCUCAAUCGAAUUGAACCGACAAUAUUUGAGUGGACCGCAAGAGUUAAAGGAAGCAUCAGUGCUGAGCACGGACUGGGAUUCAAGAAGAGGAACUACAUCCACUUCUCAAAGUCAGAUGGCGCGAUAGGCCUCAUGAAGCAGAUGAAGAAGAUCAUGGAUCCGAAUGGAAUACUCAACCCCUAUAAAGUUUUGCCUGAUAAUUAGGGGCACAGGGCAGUUCAUCAUCUGUGAUCGUUUUUUACUUGCAUUAACAUACUCAGGAGAUUAGUUUUUAUGAAUGAUUGUUGAAUUUAAAUUGUUUUCUGUACCAUCUGCUAUAGUUGGUUAAGUCAACUUCAUUGUGAUCAAAUUUUUAUAAAUGAUUGUUGAAUUUAAGUUGUUUUCUGUACCAUCUGCUAUAGUUGGUUAAGUCAACUUCAUUGUGAUCAAAUUUUUACCUCAUUUGUGUUAUUAGCAUUUGGUUAAAUAUCUUACUGAAAUAGAGAUUAGUAUUUGUAUCUUUCAAAGUAAUCAGAAUAAUGCACAUUUUACCAGCAUGAAGUUAUUGCUAGAGUGGAAUGGAAUGUUCCUAGAUGACAUGCUAUGGGUAAUUUAAAGUUAUUAAUGAAGGUCUACUUUGUCUGUGAUGUAGUUUCUUAAAAAUAUAUUGAAAAUAAGUAUAUAUGUAUGUUUGCCUGAUUUGAUUUAUUUCUCUGGAUGAUCACUGAGUACCAUAUGCUUAAAUAUGGUCUUUCUGUAAUAGUAAAAAAAUAUUGAGUACCAAUUAUAUCAAACAUACUAAUUUUUUCCACAAUGUACAGCUAUAUGAAGUCUGGGAAAAAAAGAUAAUCCAGAUAUAUUUUUUCAUUAGUAACUUAAUGGCAAAAAUUUAAUUGUAAAAAAGGUUACCUUUAAAGAUGUAGAAAUAAUCAAAAUACUUUGUAAUUAUUUGAACACCCAAAAAUAUAUUUUUCAGCAGAGUAU